AUUUCAGGUGUUCCAACAACGGUGGACCUGGAAAACAAUUCCAACCAGAAAAAGUAUACCGUCAAUCAGAAUUCCGGAAAGGGUGGCUUGUAUAUAUCGAAACCGCUUUGCACCCUGAUGGCGAUCGGGGCAGUUUUGCUUGCCUUAUUGGUGGGACUUGUUGUGUUCUUCCUUGUGCCUCGUACUGAAUGCAGUGCCAUAGAGACUGUAGAAAAUUUAACCAAAGACAAUUUAUUUAAGGCUGAAGAAAUUGAUGAAAGACUUCCUAGGAAUGUGAUACCCUAUUAUUAUAGCAUACAAUUAUUACCAAAUUUGCUAAACGAAACAACAGAAGGAAAAGAAUCGAUUCACCUAAAUAUAAAAGGAGAUACAAAUGAAAUUAUUUUCCAUUUAAAUGAAAUUAAGAUCGACACACAUUCCGUAAAACUAAUUCAUAAUAAUAGUGAAAUUGCAAUUGACAAUCAGGACUACAUAGACGGCCAAAGAUAUAAAAUUGUAACGAAACAACCACUUAUAAAAAAUGCCGAUUACGAAUUAAAAUUUGACUUUACUGGAAAUCUCAACAAACAUUUACAAGGAUUCUACAAAAUUUCGUACCAAGAAAACCAAAUUGAACAAAAUGCUGCUAGUACACAAUUUUCUCCAACCGAUGCGCGUAGGGCUUUCCCUUGUUUUGACGAACCUUUCUUUAAAGCCCAAUUUAAAAUUAAGAUUGGAAGGCCUUCAAAUUUAAUUAGUUUAUCAAAUAUGAACUUGAAAGAAACCUCACCAAUUUUGGAAAUGUCUGGAUGGAACUGGGAUACCUACCACGUAACCCCAAAAAUGUCAACAUAUCUGGUGGCGUUUAUGGUAGCAAAUUUGACAACUCUAAGUCCACAAGGCAAUUUCAUUCGUGUUUGGUCACAACCAAGUUUGGUUGAGCAGACCCGCUACGUCAACGAGCUUGCACCAAAAAUACUUAAAUUUUUCGAAAAUUAUUUUAAUAUCUCCUUUCCUCUGCCCAAAAUUGAUAUUGUUGCUGUACCAGAGUUUGGAUUUAGUGCCAUGGAAAACUGGGGACUAUUAACUUUUAGAGAGAGCACUUUACUCUUUGAUGAAUCCACUACCACUACGGAACAAGAAACAUCGAUUGCUUUAGUUUUGGGACACGAAAUAGCUCAUCAGUGGUUUGGAAAUUUGGUGACACCGAAAUGGUGGAAUGAUUUAUGGUUAAAGGAAGGUUUUGCUACCUACUUGGAAUACCUUGGUGUUAACAACGCACUUCCCUACUGGAAGGUAGUUGACGAAUUUGUUGCCUCAGAAACAACAAAAGCUUUCGCCAUAGAUGCAUUGGAAUCAUCGAGGCCCAUAUCCUUCACUGUUAUCAACAGCAGGCAAAUCAGACAAACUUUUGACGAAAUAUCAUACUCCAAAGGUGCCUCAUUGAUAAGAAUGAUGAAUCAUUUUUUGGGCGAAGACACCUUCAGGCAUGGAUUGAUUAACUACUUGAACCGCUACAAAUAUGACAACGCUGAUCGCGACGAUUUAUUCGCAAGUUUAACAGAGGAAGCGCAUAAAACUAACGCAUUGGAACCUAACGAUACGGUUAAAGUUAUUAUGGACAGCUGGACAGAGCAGGCUGGUUUCCCAGUUGUUUCUGCCAUUGGCGAUUAUGUAAACGGAAGGGUUAAAUUAUCGCAGAAAAGAUUUUUGCUUACCAGUUCCAAGGAAUACGAUACCUCAUGGUGGGUACCCAUUUCAAUGACAACUGAUUUGAAUGAAAACUUCGCAGAUACCAAACCUGCAGUUUGGAUGCGAGGAGAAAAACAAUUGGAAGCUAAAAUAGACUACAGGAACUGGUAUUUACUUAACAUUAACCAAACAGGUUAUUACAUUGUGAAUUACGAUGAACGCAACUGGAGGUCUAUUAUUGAAAAUAUAAUGCAUUUUCCACCUUUAACAAGAGCCCAACUCAUCAGCGAUGCUAUGGACCUGGCCAGGGCAAGCUUGCUAGAUUACGACAUACCUUUGAGAUUGCUUUCCAAAAUGGCCGUAGAAGAUGCAUCAGUUAUGUUUAUACCAACUAUGGUAUCUUUGAAUAAAUUAAAAUUCUUUAAUAAUAUUUUAAGUAACACGCCCAUCUAUGGAUUAUUCCAAGCUUACCACCAAACAAUAUUUGGAAAUACUUACGGCUUGGUAAAAUUGGAAGAAGAUGCUAGAAUUUAUGAUUACAUUACCAAAAGAAUACGUACUGUUGUUUUGGAAUGGUCCUGUCAAAAUGUGGAAUCGCCAUGCUCGUAUGCCUCUCGGGAUUAUUACAGAAAAUGGAUGACAGAUAGGAAAAUAAUAGUUCCUAAAAAUUUGAGACAAAUUGUUUAUUGCACUGCUAUUCGCGAGGGAACACAUUUUGAGUGGGACUUCGCUUACAGUCAGUAUCUCAAAACAAACGUUCCGGCUGAGAAAAACGUUUUAUUAGAUGCGCUGGGUUGCACAAAAGAAAAAUGGUUGCUUUCAAGCUAUUUGGAUAAAUUGAUUGAUGAAAAUUCUAGUAUUAGGAUUCAAGAUGCAGAUCGAGUCUUUGAUUCUGUAUCCCGCCACAGAGUCGGGACCUCCUUGGCUUUUGACUUUUUGAGAAAACAUUGGAACAAGUUACAGGAACAAUAUGGCGAUGGAUUUAAUAUUCUAGCUAAAAUGGUUAAAUCAUUAGCGCCAAAUAUGAACUCUGAAUUUCAAUUGGAAGAGUUAACUAGAUUCAGGGACAGUAUUAAAGCAAAUAUAAGUACUACAAGACAAGGAUUCGACAGUGCAAUUGAAACUGUUAAAGCUAAUGUUGAAUGGAUGCAGAAAAAUUAUGAUUAUGUUGAAAAAUGGUUGACGGAUCAUAAAGACAAAUAUAUUUUUUAA
Brassicogethes aeneus is the source of this 2883-nucleotide messenger RNA. Lineage: Eukaryota; Metazoa; Arthropoda; Insecta; Coleoptera; Nitidulidae. The record is from the annotation of a GenBank genome assembly.